Messenger RNA from Pieris macdunnoughi, 1263 nucleotides. NCBI's taxonomy places the organism in Eukaryota, Metazoa, Arthropoda, Insecta, Lepidoptera, Pieridae. The record is from the annotation of a GenBank genome assembly.
AUGACCUUCAAAGAUUUUGCUUGGGUUGGAAAAAAGUGUGAACUUCACAAAAAAUUUUUUCUAAAGUUCUUCUUGAAAUGCAAUCAGAACUGUUUAAAGAAUGCUGGCAAUCCUCGGGAUAUGAGAAGAUUUCAGGUGGUGAUAUCAACACAGGUGAUGGUAGACGGCCCGCUAUUAGCAAUAUCAGAUAAUAUGUUUGUUCAUAAUAACAGCAAACAUGGCCGCCGAGCGAAACGGCUAGACCCUACAGAAGGUACAGAAGCUGCAAUCGAACCUACUUCGGGCUUAUAUCCACCGUUGCCAGUAGCAACGCCAUGCAUCAAAGCAAUAUCUCCAAGUGAAGGAUGGACAUCGGGAGGUUCGACCGUUAUCAUAGUGGGCGACAAUUUCUUCGAUGGCCUUCAAGUAGUAUUUGGCACUAUGCUGGUGUGGAGUGAGUUGAUAACAUCACAUGCAAUACGAGUUCAGACACCGCCGAGACAUAUCCCAGGUGUUGUAGAAGUAACGCUCUCCUAUAAGAGUAAACAGUUCUGCAAAGGUGCACCUGGAAGAUUCGUUUAUGUUUCAGCACUCAACGAGCCCACGAUAGAUUACGGAUUUCAGAGGCUUCAGAAACUUAUACCGAGACAUCCCGGCGAUCCCGAGAAACUGCCAAAGGAAAUAAUUCUAAAACGGGCAGCGGACUUAGCAGAGGCAUUGUAUUCGAUGCCCCGAAAUAACCAAUUAGGUCUGGGUGCGCCCAGGUCACCUCCUGCCAGUAUGCCUUUCAACUCCUAUACUGGGCAAUUAGCUGUCAGUGUUCAGGAUUCCGCUGCUUCACAGUGGACAGACGAGGAGUACGCGCGUAGUGGUGGCGGCUCCGUGUCUCCUCGGUACUGCUCGGCCGCGUCCACUCCGCACGCCUCUUACCCCCAUCCACAGCAUUACCCGGCACCGACCUCCAUCUUCAACACCACUUCACUGUCUCUGGGGCCAUAUCAUCCGGCGAAUAUGAAUGGACACUUAACUGACCAGUAUAACACGUACCCAAAAGAUAGCGAUUACAUUGAAAGAAACGUGGAGUCUAAAGAUGACUGUCCCGCAAACACUCAUACAAAAUGCGAUGCUAUGAAAGGGCAAGCAAAAGAAAAGAGAAGCGCAUUCGCGGUCGUAAGACAAAGAAUGGGAGGUCUUGUAUCAUCACCGUUCAGCGUGAAUCCUUUCUCUCUACCAACGUGCAGCGCCCAACAAUAUGCGCAGACAGCUCCACUUGCAUCUAAGUAA